Nylanderia fulva is the source of this 2237-nucleotide messenger RNA. RefSeq lists its product as uncharacterized. Gene Ontology annotation, cellular component: nucleus. NCBI's taxonomy places the organism in Eukaryota, Metazoa, Arthropoda, Insecta, Hymenoptera, Formicidae. Gene Ontology annotation, molecular function: zinc ion binding. The record is from RefSeq and is a predicted model, not a curated record.
AUUCCACGAAAGGAGCCAUUAUCGUCGAAAGCUCGGUGCUUUGCGGACGCGAUAGCACACACACACACACAUACAGUCCCGAGUCUACAGGUUUCCAGGCUUCCUCAUCAUCUGGUAGAUGGAUCGUACGUUCGUAUACAACCCUCCUACCAUAUAGACGCCUCUCUUUUUAUCCCUCUGGCCUUCGCGCGAUUUAUACCUUUCCCUCCGAUCGCUUCCUCCCUCUCUCUCUCCUGCGUUCGAUUCGAGACUCCACUUUCUACGGGCUUUUCGAGAUUCCCGCGAGUAGGGCGCGGACGAAGGGACGGAUGCAACGCGCGAGAGACACAGACAAGACAGAGACACCGUGACGCAUCGACUGGAGCGAAGGCGCGCGCGUGAAACGCGACGUCGAGUCGAGGAGCUCUCUCGGCCUCGGCCACUCUCAGCUGUGCGGGAGCGAACGAGAGUGCUGUGACAAGAGAGAGAGAGGGAGCAUGGAGACCCUCGAGUCGAGCUGCGUGUGCCGUCUCUGCGGUCAGCACUCCGGGAUCUCUAUCAACAUCUUCGACGAGAGCGAGAACCACGUCAGGAAGAUCAACGCCGUCCUGCCUAUCAUGGUGCACGAGCUGGAUCUACUACCGAAGCAAAUGUGCCACCGGUGCAGCUACAAGCUAGAGGAGUUCCAUAAGUUCUACAUAGACUGUCUGAAGACAGACGCAGCGCUCAAGAGCCAGUUGUCAUGGAUGCGAAAGGAUCGUGGCAAGGAGAAGAUCGGCGUGCCGAUGGUGCACAUUGAAAACGUGAAGAUUAAGGCAGAGUCGCUCGAUUAUGACGUAUACGAACUGGAACCACUGAUGGAGAACAUGGACUACAUCAACUCGAUUAAUUCGAUGGCACUUCCUGCCGAGGAAAUUCACAAUGGAUUGACAUAUGCGGCGCUCUCGCGUUGCCGAUGUUGCUGUAAUAAGAAGAGCCAAAGCAGAGCCAAAAAACCUAUGACGGAAUUCUGUCGAAAUUAUAAAAAAUCUAGAUGCGGCCAGAUCGCGGGUGACUCGCGAGAGAGGACUUUCGAGAAUACUGCCCCCAGAUUAAGAUCGAUCAAGAAGAACCUUUUUAUCCAAGCGUUUCCAGAUUGCCCGCAGAAUCGUUUGCCGUGCGUCGACGCUAUCGAGAACGCGCGAGAUCGUUUGACCGCAAACACAAACGCCAAAGAUGACGUAUCAUCCCUGAAAACGCGAAACCGUUCUUACGGUGAACUCGGUGAAGCAGUUCCCAGAAGUCAAAUAGCUUCGAGAAGCACGAUAGUGCGAAAUUUGAGACCUAGGAAAAAUCUGGUAAACUAUGCGUCGAAUAAGAAGAAAAUGUCGAUUGAAGUUGAUCCAGGAUCAUCUCUAACGAGCAACUCGGAAAUUUUGCAUCUGAAAACCACGUCUGCGUCUCAUUUUAAAUUGACUCGACAGAUCAAGGUGGGGAAAAUGGAUGAUUUAGAAGGACGCAGUUUAAGACCAAGAAGAAACGUCGUGGAUUAUCAGGAACCGAAAAUGAGGAAGGUAUCUGAUCACCGUACAAAGAGGCGCAAAGUGGAGGACCUGGAGCAGAGCUCGAAGCAUUCGAGAAAUGAAAAUGCAUCUUCAUUGAAUGAAUUUGUUCUGAAACUUAAAAUAAAGCAGGAAGUUUUGAAUGACCUGGAAGACACGGUGCUCGAUGAAACGACCAGCGCGAUACCUCGAUUACCGAAUAAUUCGCUCGCCGAUCUACCCGCGAAGGUUGAAGCAUUGACAAGCGAUAAUAACAUCAGCUUACGAGAUAACAUGCCAGAUUACUUCAAGCCGAGUCAUCCACAAUUACGAGAUAAGUUCCAGCUAGCCAAGCGAAAAUCAUUGUCCAACCGAAUGACCAGGCUGACGAGAACGAAGAAGAUCUAUCGAUUGCCCACGGCGAAUCAUUCACCAAAAUGCCUGAGGAGUCAGGAUGCUUUCCUGAGAAAUGGCAAAGCGAGGAAGAAUGAUUACAUGGACUGGUCGGAAAAGAAGUCACCAACGAGAAAACUGAUGGACGUGAUCAAUAAAAGCGCGAAGACGAAGCCAGCGAUGAUGAAGCUGGUCGAAAGCAUCAAACAUUAUUGCGAGACGUGCAACGUCAGCUUCGAGAAUAAGGAAUUAUUCCAACUACACAGGUGCUACUACGAUUGAUCUUUUCUCACGUGGCCGAAUUGUCGAGAAAUAUAAAAGUUUACGAACUAUCUAAAAAUCUAA